Messenger RNA from Bemisia tabaci, 572 nucleotides. Its product is annotated as histone H2B. Gene Ontology annotation, cellular component: nucleosome. Gene Ontology annotation, molecular function: protein heterodimerization activity; DNA binding; structural constituent of chromatin. NCBI's taxonomy places the organism in Eukaryota, Metazoa, Arthropoda, Insecta, Hemiptera, Aleyrodidae. The record is from RefSeq and is a predicted model, not a curated record.
CGAGCUGCGUUAGUCAUUCGUUUGCAGAUCGAACACAGUGACGCAAUGGCACCGAAAGCAAGUGGUAAGGCAGUGAAGAAAGCGGGCAAGGCCCAGAAGAACAUCACCAAGGGUGACAAGAAGAAGAAGCGCAGGAGGAAGGAAUCCUACGCCAUCUACAUCUACAAAGUCUUGAAACAAGUUCACCCCGACACCGGAGUUUCCUCCAAGGCUAUGUCUAUCAUGAACUCCUUCGUCAACGACAUCUUCGAACGUAUCGCCGCCGAAGCUAGCCGUCUCUCCCACUACAACAAGAGGUCCACCAUCACCUCCCGGGAAAUCCAGACCGCUGUCAGGCUCCUCCUCCCCGGAGAAUUGGCCAAGCACGCCGUCUCGGAAGGAACCAAGGCUGUCACCAAGUACACUAGCUCGAAGUAGAUUUUCUCUUCAUCCGGCUCCUCACUUUAAAACGGCCCUUUUCAGGGCCACCACAUUUGCGAGCACUCACUCCAAACCAAUUAACAGUCGAAAACGUGAAUUUGAAUUACCGUGUGAUCUCAAAAUUGUCAUUAUACCCAAAUUUAAUGCGGCUA